Molecule: messenger RNA, 7828 nt
Organism: Polypterus senegalus (gray bichir)
Lineage: Eukaryota; Metazoa; Chordata; Cladistia; Polypteriformes; Polypteridae
Gene: afg3l1
Product: AFG3-like AAA ATPase 1
Exons: 17
Coding region: 98-2512 (804 amino acids)
Biological process (GO): protein-containing complex assembly; mitochondrial protein processing
Cellular component (GO): membrane; m-AAA complex
Molecular function (GO): metalloendopeptidase activity; zinc ion binding; ATP binding
Source: RefSeq, a predicted model, not a curated record
UGAGUUUGUGUUGCUCGCCGGCAGCUAAAGGGUUUCUGACUUGGCGUUACGGCGAAGCAGGCAGCGAGGCGAAAUCAACCUGCGUGCUCAAAUUGGAAUGGCUUACUGGCCGAGGCUGUUGUCGGCAGCCUCUGGGCAGCGUAGACUGGUACACGGAGUUUGGGAUGCACGGCGCUGGACAGCAGUUGCUUAUAAAGUUUCAUCUCUCGCGUGCAGCAGCGGCGUUCAUGUGCACUUGCCUAAAAAUCAAAGAAAGAUUUUAAGCUGCCUAAAUGUCUCCUUGUUCCAUCGGAUGUUUUCUAAGCCACCUAAAGGUUUUGAAAAGUAUUAUUCAAAGAAUGAAAAAGCACCUGAGACAAAAGGACCUGCAAGAGAAGCAAAAGAUGUAAAAGGUAAUGAGCAGGAGUUAAAAGGAAGUGGUGGUGGCAGCAGUGGAAAAGAAAAUUCGGGAGGCAGUAAAAGGGGGGGAAAGCAACAGAAUUCAAGCUGGUGGAGUCGUAUUCAGAAGGGUGAUUUCCCUUGGGAUGAAAAGGAUUUUCGCUAUUUAGCCAUUAUGAUUGCAGGAUUUUCUUCAGGCUUUUUAUAUUUCUACUUCCGAGACAGUGGAAAAGAAAUUACUUGGAAAGAUUUUGUUCAUUACUACUUGGCUAGAGGCCUGGUAGAUCGUUUAGAAGUGGUGAAUAAGCAGUUUGUCCGUGUUAUCCUUGCUCCUGGUGUCUCCUCAUCAGAAGGGAGCUAUGCGUGGUUUAACAUUGGCAGUGUGGAUACUUUUGAAAGGAAUCUGGAAACAGCUCAGUUGGAGUUAGGAAUUGAACCCUCUCAUCGUGUUGCAGUGGUAUACAGCAGUGAAAGUGAUGGUUCUUUUGCCAUGAGCAUGAUCCCAACAUUGCUGCUUAUUGGCUUCCUUUUAUUUACGCUUCGUCUUGGACCAAUGGGAGCAGCGCGUGGAGGUCGAGGAGGAGGAGGUGGCCUCUUUAGCAUGAGUGAGUCAACAGCUAAAAUGAUGAAGGACAACAUCAGUGUUAAGUUCAAGGAUGUAGCUGGCUGUGAGGAGGCCAAAAUUGAGAUUUUGGAAUUUGUGAAUUUUCUAAAAAAUCCUCAGCAGUACCAGGAUCUGGGAGCAAAAAUUCCAAAGGGAGCAGUACUCUCUGGUCCUCCAGGAACAGGAAAAACUCUUCUAGCUAAAGCAACAGCUGGGGAAGCCAAUGUGCCUUUUAUUACUGUUAAUGGAUCUGAAUUCCUAGAAAUGUUUGUUGGUGUUGGACCAGCUAGGGUUAGAGACAUGUUUGCAAUGGCAAGGAAGAAUGCACCCUGCAUCUUGUUCAUUGAUGAAAUUGAUGCUGUUGGACGCAAAAGAGGGCGUGGAAAUUUUGGUGGACAGAGUGAGCAGGAGAACACUCUUAAUCAGCUGCUGGUAGAGAUGGAUGGUUUCAACUCAAGCACAAAUGUUGUAGUUCUUGCGGGAACCAAUAGACCGGAUAUCUUGGAUCCAGCUCUGAUGAGACCAGGAAGAUUUGACCGACAGAUUUAUAUUGGUCCACCAGACAUCAAAGGAAGAGCUUCUAUCUUCAAAGUACAUCUUCGUCCUCUAAAGCUGGAUUCACAAAUUGAGAAAGAUGCAUUAGCGAGAAAACUUGCAACCCUUACACCUGGCUUCACUGGAGCGGAUAUUGCUAAUGUGUGCAAUGAAGCUGCUCUGAUUGCUGCAAGGCAUCUAAAUGAGUUCAUACUUUCAAAACACUUUGAGCAAGCCAUUGAGCGUGUAAUUGGAGGUCUGGAAAAGAAGACCCAGGUUCUUCAGCCAGCUGAAAAGAAAACUGUUGCAUAUCAUGAAGCUGGGCAUGCUGUUGUUGGCUGGUUUUUGGAACAUGCUGAUCCUUUGCUCAAGGUUUCUAUUAUUCCAAGGGGGAAAGGUUUGGGGUAUGCUCAGUACCUUCCCAAAGAGCAGUACUUGUACACCAGGGAGCAGCUAUUUGAUCGCAUGUGCAUGAUGCUCGGUGGGCGUGUUGCUGAGCAGAUCUUCUUUGGAAGAAUCACCACAGGUGCUCAGGAUGACUUGAAAAAGAUUACUCAGAGUGCUUAUGCUCAGGUUGUCCAGUUUGGUAUGAGCGAUAAGAUUGGUCAGGUUUCUUUUGACCUUCCCAGACAAGGGGAGAUGGUAUUGGAAAAGCCCUAUAGUGAAGCAACUGCACAGCUUAUUGAUGAAGAGGUCCGCUGCCUCAUUAACUCUGCUCAUGAAAGGACACUGAAUCUUCUUACUGAAAAGCGGGAGCUUGUUGAAAAGGUGGGAAAGAGGCUAUUGGAGAAGGAGGUUCUUGACAAAGCUGAUAUGCUAGAAUUGUUAGGCCCGCGGCCUUUUUUGGAGAAGUCUACAUAUGAGGAGUUUGUGGAGGGAACUGGAAGUUUUGAAGAAGAUACCACUUUACCAGAAGGACUAAAGAACUGGGACAUAGAGAAGAGCAAAAAACAAUUUGAUCCACCAGCAAUGACACAAGAGAAACAGGCAGUGUAAUUGGACACAAAAGAUAAAGAAAAAAUAAAAGAAUCAGCGAACACCACUGCCCAUGUUUAUAUUGUGUCAGUAUAAGACAUUUUUUUUGAUGUUCUGUUGAGCAUAUUAAAGGAAUGUGCAUUACAUUGUUUUUAAAGUUACAUAAUAAUACAUUGGGCAGGACAUCAUUCCAAAUGUGGCCACAGUGUAGCAAUGGAGUACAUUUGAAUGUAAUAUAUAUUUUUUUUUUGGCUUCUUUGUAAACAGGAUUGAUUGCUCAUUUAGAGUAAUUUUACAGGAAUAUUGUUGUAGGCAAAGGGUUUUUAAAACAGCUAGAUAAAAAUAUUUCUCUUGUAAUGCAGUUUUACAGUAUUAACAGAGAUAAAGGUAAAAUUGUUCAUUUAAAAGAAAAUUAAUUUUACAGAUGAACCUACGUAUCACUAAGACUUUGAUGUUGUUUUACAUGAAAGAAAAUAUGAGCUUCUUGUCUUUGUUCAAAUGUACUUCAUUGUAAAAUGUAUGCAGUGUAACCAUAGCUAUAAUAUUUGCAUAGCAUUUUGGUUAAUUUAUAUACUGAAACAGGCAAAGGCAAAGUUCAUACCAUUUUUUGACAGUUCUUUUUAGCAUUCCAUAGGAUAGAUAAAUUAUUUAUUAUUAGCUCUAUAGAUAUUUUAAUUAUGUACAGUAUUUGGAAAGAUAUUUACUUUUUCCAUCCAGUAUCUAAUGACUUGUAAUUUGAAAGCCAUAAUGCCUUAUAUUUAAGAAUAUGUCAGUAAUUCACUUUUUCUAGUACUUUUAUUAACAGUUUCAGUUUCCUUGACUAUUUUUGACACUAGAGGGAGAAGUCGAAACCAAAGCAUACAAUCAUUGAGAAUAUUUUGUGCUUUAGAGGCAGAAAAUCCAGUUAAAUUUCUAAUGAUAUUCCUUCUUAUGUAAUUAUUCUUGGUCAAUCAUGUCUAUAUAUUCUGAUGGCAGUAUUUUAUGAUACAACCACAACAAGAAAAAAAAAAUCGCUUGUCUAAACUUUAGUUGCAUAGUAUAAAUUCAUCAAAACAAUGAUAAUUAAAUAGAAAACAUGACUUCGGUGGGCAUUCCAAAAUUAGAUGGUAGAAAAAAACUAAUCAUUUCUUUGAUUUGGCCCACUUCAGUUUUUCUUUACACUGGAGAAUUUUUGUUUCAGUCAUCUGUUGUUUGGUGAAAAGUCUUUGACUGAUAUUGUUGAUUUGAAUUUGCAGUUAGUGUCUUGAAUCUAAAGGCCCUUUUGUAAUUUUGCUUCCUGGUAGCUCAGGGAAGUGCCCUCCUUAUCCCAGUCAAACCCAAUUGAUGUGCCGGGCAAUUACUGGGUUAGCUGCCCUUCCAUAUAGUCAGCAGAACUCCAGUAUUUCCUCACUGGAUGGACUCAUCAGGCCAGAAGUGAUUCUCAAAUGAAGGUACAAGUCUGGGGACAAUUCAUAGAAAAAUUUGUAAUUAAUUAACAAGGAAAUCCACUGCUGACAAGACUGCGCCCACAGAGCUCCUUACUAAAGAUCCACCCACAAGUCCUUCAGACUGUACACUUUAAGCGUUCAGGUUUGCAAUGUCAGAUUUCUACUCAUGCAUUAAACAAAUAUAUUAAAUUAACUUUCUCUUGGGGAGAGAGAAAAGCAAAAUGAAAAGAAAACUUGAUUCUGAGGGAAAAUACAAAGGUAAAAUUCAAUUUAGUUUUCAAUUCAGAAGCUCAGUAGCACAAGGAGUUUGUAUUUUGUAAUGAAUGCAGAGACAGAAGCGACAGACAGACAGACACACACACUUAGACCUCUGCAGGUACUACCUGGCCCCAUGCAAUAUCAUUUAACUGUAGCAUCACUGCAUGUUGUAACAACAGCAAAUACAGUUUAGUAAACAUUGUGUUCUGUAGAUAUAAAAUGUGUUAAAAUUCUGCAGCUAUAUUCUGGUUUGACAUGUUUGUAUUUCCAAGUACACAGUAAUAUGAACUUCCUUUAGUUAUUCGUUUAUACAUGCAGUCAGAAUUGGAAUUCUGUGCAGCCUCAGGAAUGGUCCUGCUGUCAUUAGGCACAUUUACUAGUGUAUGUGUUUUGAGUGCCAAAAUAGCAUUUCCUGUUAAAUCAUUAGCUCUCUUAACGCUAGUCCUUUUCACCUCCUUUUGGGUGAGGUACAACACACUGUUUACUUGACUUAAUAUUUUGCAAUUCAUAUUUUCGUGAACAUAGCUGUCAGUUCUUUCAAACAUACAUCCUACACUUUUGCCUAUAUGUGAACAACAGCAACAAUGUAUCAUUCACUUUUAAUUAACUUUAAAUUUCAAAGUAUAAUGCAAUUUUACAGAAAAGUUUAUCCUUGCAACAGGUUAUGUGUUUUUGUAACACGUGCAGUGUACUGAUGCACAUUUAUGUCUUUCAGAAGACUUUUUGGUUGUAGACAGUUCAGUAAUCAGAAGCUUUCUCAGUGUUGGAGCAGAUUAACAAGACCAUCAUUGCUCGCCGCAGUUCAAAAUCACUGCUCGUACUCUGAGUGCUGCCUUUAUGAGACAGUGGAUAGGUUUAGAAAUGUCACAUGUUUAAUGAACUGUCUAAUUGUUGCCUCUUAAUUUUAAGCAAAAUUCACUCAAUGUUGUCUCCAGACAUUUAUGUUAUAUGUGUAGUUCUGCAAGACUACUCACUGGGCAUCAUCCACAGGAGAGAAAAUAAAAUACUGACACCUGUCCAAGCAUGAGCACCCCUGGUCAGCACCCUUGUGUAAUUACAACUAGCUCUAAUGGUUAAAAAUGAUGGUCCCUGGUCCCUACAGCAAUGCGUAUUCCUCUUCAUAAUCUUAACUCUCCUGAGUUACUUUAUUCCUCAUAUGGAGCUGCCACGCUUUCUUUGUCAGAAAUAUAAAUUUUAUGUCAUUGCGACCAGUUGCUAGGUGUCUCUCUAUACUAAGAAGAGACCGCUUUUCUUAUUGUUGUGGCUUGCCUUGAAAUCUUUCUUGCUACAUCCCCACAGCAGGCCAUCUGCACCAGUAGAUUGUUAAUUAUUGUGUUUUAUAGUCUAUAUAGUGCCGUUUAUGAAGGCAGAAACACAUUAAGCCUUUGAGUUAAAGUUUAUUGUAUCAGAAUACCAUUUCAUAUCUCAUAUUGCCAAUAAUAAAUCAUAAAAUCCAUAUUAUCAUUAAAGAUUACAUCGCAUGGGUUUAAUUAAGAAUGUGGUAACUUUUUAGAAAAAUCAUUUUCCUGAAUUUUACCAUUUUUUAUAACGGGCUUUUAAACGUAAUGUGCCUUUAUAGCUGAAACAGCUAUUUAAGUUUGGAUUUCGAACAAAUAAUUAUAAACACUGCUUGAAAUGAAUGCCUAUAAAACUAGAAUUUAAUGUUCAAACAACAAUUUAGUUCUUCAGGAUCUCAAAUCAAUUGUAAAAAAUAAAUAAAUGGUGCUGAUUAAAAUGGACCAUUUGCAGUAUCAUCUCGAUAUGUGACCAAUUAGCUACACAUAUAUAAUGAGCCAGCUUUCAUCUUGCAUUUUACACCUUGACCUUCUCCCCACUGGAAUGUGUUUUAUAUUUCAUUUUGUAAGUAUUGAUAGAGGGUGGGGUGUGUGGGGGAUCUGCUGAGAUAACCAGUUGAUUAUCCCUAGUUGGAGCAGUCACUUUGUUUUAAAAAAUAAAAGUGAAAUGUUUAUACUUUGUCUUGGCUUCUGCAUUUACAUUUGCCAAUGUCUGUGUAACAGUGUUUUAAAAUUGAAAAGAGCUUUUGAACUUUGAAUGAAAUAACUGACACGAUUCUCCCUGAGUGAGCCCCCUUGUGUAUUUGAAUUAAGUGAUGAGGUUAUGGUGUUCAGAGGUGGAUAUUGGUGACUUGUAAUCAUCCAGCAUCUUCACUCUGUAGACUUUAGUAUAUGUCAAAGAAAUUCAGUCAUGACAUGGUUCAAGUAAGUUGACUGUUUAUUGUGGUUUUGUGCUUUAAACCUUUUUAAAUAUACAAAUAGAUUUGUGUUUUUCAUAUACAAUAUUCAAGUUUGUGGUAACAAAACUGCUGAGAGUUUUAGCACUGUAUCUGUAAUUGUAUUCACCUUUUAUAUUACUUUAAAUAGUUUUUACUGAAAAAUGUGCUAAUGUGGCAUUUUUUUCUUUUCUUGUACUGGUACCUUUUCUGAAUUUUGGUGUGAUCGCAAUUUUUGCUGAUCAGUCAGGAAGAUGACUAGAUAUGGUGUAUUUUUUAAAGUGUAAAUUGCAAACGCUUUUUAUACAGUUUAGAGAUGAUGGAUUCCAUAAUGAAGAGGAUUUAAUUAAAAAAGAGAAAUUUGAGAGAAACCUGCAAAUAUUUCAUGAAAAAUCAGGUAGAGCAAGACAGCAGGCACUUAAUGUUAUGACAGAGCAAUCUGGGAAUGGAGCAAUGCUCACAGAAAAAGCUUAAAACAACCAAAUUCAAAUGUAAAGGACGAGCUUGCAUAGGAUAGAACAUAAGGAGAAAAAGAUGAGAUAAGUCAUAGGUCACGGACAUACUGCCUUUAAAGUUGGCAUACAUGUGUUCAAGGCGCAUCAACUCCUGGGUCUCCACAGUAGUCAUCAACUAGUGUGGCCUUUCUUAGUGCAUUCCCGUUUAUUGGCAACCUUAAGGAGCUGCAUGGCUGCUCAGCUCUGUCCUUCCAUAUGCAAGGAGAUAUCAAAACAUUUUUACAGUUUUACUUAUUACGAGAAACAACAGUAAAGCCAAGCAAGUUUUAUUUUCCUAUAUAGAUGUCUUCUAAGCCAUUCAGAUAAGACAUUUGGUCUAGCUUGUGCAUUUCCUCUUUAGGGGCUAACUUGACGUCUUCAUCAUUGGCAUAGUGCAUCUCACGGAGGUAACCCUUAAGAUUGGGUUAUGAGUGUCAAGGUAGGGGUUCACGGGAUGGCUGUGUCUGAAGAAUAGAGUCAGGGUGCCAUUUCUUAGAAUUCACAGUUUUGCUGAACAGUCUUUGAAAAAGGUGCAGCGCGAGUAGGUUCCUUUUUGUGAAACUGUAGAGAGAAGGCUGAAAUCCACACUGUUCCUCCCUGAUUGGCUUCCACAAAUUCCAAAGCAAAUUUGCAUUAUAGAACUGGUUACGUUUGUGUUUUGAGGUAUGCAGUUAAUAUGGUCUACAUCCUCAACAUUAUAAAAGAGUGAAAAUAUGUUUUUAAUUUGUUGGUGGCGGAGGAUCACCACACUCCUAUUGUUCUGGCUGCUGUUUGCACUUUUGGUCAUAUUGAUGUAUCCACAAGUUUUAUUGCUAGUUACAGAAUGUUUCAUAACUCCAGUCUGAAUUCAGUAGCUCAAGAUUCUCCUUGGAUCAUUAGAUAAUUGAUGGGAAUGAUUCAUUUCAGGAGUAAACAUUGGCACUCAGCA